UCAAUUCAUCAUUGACUUUAAACUAAUAUAACAACCAAAAAUUUGAAAUACAAAAAUCCAAACUUUCCGCUCCCUCUCUCUCCCCCCAUCUAUUUAAACGGAUACAACUAUUAUGCACAAAUGCAUAUGAACGUUGAAAGAAUUUUGAAAGAAUUGGUGAAGAAGAAGAAUUUAUUUUGAUACUUGUUGUGAUUUUUCAAGAAAUGGCAUCAAAUAUUGGGAUGAUGGAUGGCGCUUACUUUGUCGGGAGGAAUGAGAUUCUUACAUGGAUCAAUGCAAGGCUUCAGCUUAAUCUCUCUCGUGUUGAAGAGGCUGCCUCUGGUGCUGUGCAAUGUCAGAUGAUGGACAUGACCCAUCCAGGAGUUGUUCCGAUCCAUAAAGUGAACUUUGACGCUAAGACGGAAUAUGAUAUGAUCCAGAACUACAAAGUACUGCAGGAUGUUUUUAACAAACUUAAAAUUGAUAAGCACAUUGAAGUCAAUAGAAUUGUCAAGGGAAGGCCUUUGGACAACUUGGAAUUUUUGCAAUGGCUGAAACGCUAUUGUGAUUCAGUGAAUGGUGGCAUUGUGAAUGAGAAUUACAAUCCCAUGGAGCGCAGAUGUAAAGGUGGAAAGGAACGGAAUAUCAAAGGUUCUCAAAAGAUUUCCAAGUCGUUGCAAACAAACAACUCUUUUAUUUCUGGCUCGGGUGACGAACUUGGCAAUAAUAAGAUAUAUGGUCAGCCCACACCUUAUCUUUUUUCAGUUAUUUUAACUUUUAGUACUUCGCAUUCUUGUUCAAUAUAUAUUGAUAUAGGUAUAAAACAAGGAAAGUCGACUUCUGGCAAUUUCAAUUCUUCAGUGGAGAUUCAAGCAUUGUCAAAGGAGAUGACAAAUCUCAAGCUCUCUGUUGACCUCUUGGAAAAGGAAAGAGAUUUUUACUUUGCAAAAUUGCGAGAUAUAGAAAUCCUUUGUCAAACGCCCGAGUUGGAAAAUAUUCCGAUGGCCGUGGCCGUUAAGAAGAUAUUAUAUGCUGCUGACGAGAAAGAGUCUGUACUUGCAGAGGCUCAAGAAAUUGUAGCUCAAUCAGUGGACAUGGGAGAAGCUGAAUAUUCCUACGAUGAUCAAUGAAUACUAACUGAAAAUGCCUAAAACGGAAAAGAAACUGUUGGCAUUUUAGUCGUUUUUAGGUUGCUGAUCUUCUACCACCUCCAUAUGCUGGAUGAAUGGCCGUGGUAUGAGCACACGAUAAUUUGUGCUUUAGAUUCCAUUUUUCCUCUCUUUUUUCUUGUUUUUGUAUUUUAUUGUAGAGGGAACAAAAAAUAUUCAGGAUAAUUGAGCAUGCUGGGUGAGAAGCAGCUUUGAUUUUACAGUGAAAUUAUUGAUUGUUCCUGCAUUA
Messenger RNA from Olea europaea var. sylvestris, 1377 nucleotides. RefSeq names its product microtubule-associated protein RP/EB family member 1A. Gene Ontology annotation, molecular function: microtubule plus-end binding. The transcript is spliced from 7 exons. The coding region runs from base 204 to 1109 and encodes 301 amino acids. Gene Ontology annotation, cellular component: spindle midzone; microtubule plus-end; cytoplasmic microtubule. The record is from RefSeq and is a predicted model, not a curated record. Gene Ontology annotation, biological process: spindle assembly; regulation of microtubule polymerization or depolymerization; thigmotropism. NCBI's taxonomy places the organism in Eukaryota, Viridiplantae, Streptophyta, Magnoliopsida, Lamiales, Oleaceae.